GCCCACGAUGUCCUUACCCCAUGGCCGUUUUCAUGGCUGCUUAAAAUGGUCUAUGGUCUGUCUCUGUAAGUAAAAUAACAAAAACUGUGGCCCCCGGGAGAUCCUGGUCCAGCAUGCUCUGCUCUGGGAAGGCCGCGGCAGUGCCCCCACAGCCUGCACCCCGUAAUCACUGUGUCUGCUGUGUUCGUGAGCCCUGCCUCCCUUAAACAGGACGGGGUUAGGGGCAGGCCCAGGAGGGCAGAGCGUAGUGCCCCGAGUCAGACCCGCGUCCGCUGCCCUGCGCUCACGGGCUGUGUGGCACUGGGCAGGUGGGGGGCCUCUCUGGGCUCCCUUUUCCCCAGCCACAGGACAGGGAGAAUAAGGCAGGUUCAGAUCCUGUGGGAUCUGUGAGAUCCUGUCAACAGCAAGUGGGUCGCUCAGCCCCAGCGCCCACCCCGCCCCCGCCCCGCAGCUGGUACGGCACCUGCUUCUCCACCUGUGAAACGGGAGUCAGCCCGGCCCCCGGUGCCCGGGGCAGUUACAAGGAGCCGUGAGAUGCGGCUGGUCUCACACAGGGCCUGGGACACGCUGGGCGCUUGGUGGCCAGUGGAUGUUUCUGCCGUCGGCGUGGGACCCUGCUGACGCCUGUGGCAGGAAACACUUAAGGGCCAUGCUCAGGUCAGGCCCAACUCUAGGUCAGGGGGCUGCUUGGCCCGGGGUGGCCCCGCGGAGCCCCCGGGCUGUGAUCAGGAGGUGGCAUAGCGGUCCUGCAUUGUCCCAGGAGGCCGGUGUCCUUGCUGCCACCAUCGUGUGCUGUGCCCAGCCUCGGGGCCCAGCGUGUCCCAGGAGCCGCUGUGCUGACGGGAGAGGGGCUGGCGGGGGGCACUGCUUGUGGGUUCCAUGUCCCAGCGCGACCCCCGCCCAGGCCCCAGGGCCAGGGGAGCCACAGGGGUGCUCGCGUGUGCCCCCAAACCCCAGCUGGGGACACGUGUGCGGUCUAACUUAGUAACACACCUGUUGUGGGAAUGAAAGCGCUUGUGGCCGGGGGUUAUUUUCGGCGUCUCUUUAGCAAGUUGCUGAGACUGCCCAGGAGCCCGCGGGAGGGAACACGGGCGAGCGAGGGCACGCAGGCCACCGGGAGGACCCAGGCGCCGAGGCAAGCUGGUAAGAGAGAAGCAGGGGGUCAGGGCCAGGCCGGGCCGUGCGGGGGCCCAGGAGGUAGAGAAAGCCGCUGGUCUCAGAGGCCUCGGGAAGUUCCAGACCCCAGGUGAUGGCCCGGCUCUGCUGCAAGGAAUCGGGCCCCUGCGGCGUGAGCUCCCCGGGCCAGCAGAGCCCUCUCCUGGCCGGGGCGUGGGGACGGCCGGCGGCUGUCAUCACUCUCGACCCGGGUAUCAGCUGCAGCCACCAGGGAGAGAGCAAACGGGCCCAGCAGUGGGGUCCCCUGCUCUUCCGGAAGGUCCUCCGGACAGCACCUCGGAGAAGGUGAGGGCGGGAACGCUUCCUGCCUGUGUCCGGCGUUCACUGCCCAUCGCAGAGCGAGGGAAGCCACGAGUGAGGGGACGCUCUGGGGCUGGUGUGUCCCCUUGAGGCCCCAGAAGGUGCCCCUGAGGCUGUUCAGACCAGGGGGCGAACGGGCUUCGACUGCGGGUGCCUCCUGGGGAGGGGCGGCCGACGCAGGCCCCGUGUGGGGACAGGAGUGCACGCCGGCCGGGCAGGGCCUUCCAAACUCCUGCUGAGCGGCGGCCCGUUACUGACGAGGGGUCCCCGACACGGGAGCCGUCAGGGCCAAGCCUUCCAGCUCCUCCUGGUGGCAGGACAGCCGAGGCCAUAACCCAGGAACCAUGGAGCGGAAGGGGACCAACACCCGUCCUCCGCGUCAGGCCAAGGGCCACUUGCAAAUGAAGAAAUGGAGUCCAGGCCCCCCACUCGCACCUCCCAGGCAGAGUGAUGAACGGUGGUCACUCACCCACGGCCGUCAACGGGGCUCCGUCCACGCCCAGCGGCUUCAGCAAUGGCCCGGCCACCUCGUCCACGGCCUCGCUGUCCACGCAGCACCUGCCCCCGGCCUGCGGGGCGCGGCAGCUCAGCAAGCUGAAGCGUUUCCUCACCACCCUGCAGCAGUUCGGCACCGACAUCUCCCCGGAGAUCGGGGAGCGCGUGCGCACGCUGGUGCUGGGGCUCGUGAACGCCACGCUUACCAUCGAGGAGUUCCACUCCAAGCUUCAGGAGGCCACCAACUUCCCUCUGCGUCCCUUCGUCAUCCCCUUCCUGAAGGCAAACCUGCCCUUGCUGCAGAGGGAACUCAUGCACUGUGCCCGCCUCGCCAAGCAGACCCCCGCCCAGUACCUGGCCCAGCACGAGCAGCUCCUGCUGGACGCCAACGCCUCCUCCCCCGUCGACUCCUCGGAGCUCUUACUGGACACCAACGAGCAUGGCAAGAGGAGGACCCCUGACAGGACCAAAGACAGUGGGUCAGACCGUGACCCGCUGCACCCCGACCACCUCAGCAAACGGCCGUGCACCCUGAGCCCCGCCCAGCGCUACAGCCCCAGCAACGGGCUGCCUCACCCCACGCCUCCCCCGCACUACCGCCUGGAGGACAUGGCCAUGGCCCACCACUUCCGCGACUCCUACCGCCACCCCGACCCCCGGGCGCUGCGGGAGCGCCAUCGGCAGCUCGCGGCGCAGGGUUCCCGGCAGGAGGAGGUGAUCGACCACAGGCUCACGGAGCGGGAGUGGGCAGAGGAGUGGAAGCAUGUCAACCACCUUCUGAACUGCAUCAUGGACAUGGCCGAGAAGACACGGCGCUCGCUGACGGUGCUGCGCCAGUGCCAAGAAGCCGACCGGGAGGAGCUCAGCCACUGGGUCCGGCGCUGCAGCGACAGCGAGGACGCCAAGAAGGGCCCCGCACCUGCCCCCGCCCGGGCCCUCAACAGCUCCCCGGGGGCACAGGGGUCUCCGUUAGACGCCCACCGGGAGUUCAUGCCUCGGAGCAUCUCUGGCUACAUGCCCGAGGAGAUAUGGAGGAAGGCUGAGGAGGCGGUGAAUGAAGUGAAGCGGCAGGCCAUGUCCGAGCUGCAGAAAGCCGUGUCGGACGCCGAGCGGAAGGCCCACGAGCUCAUCAGCACAGAGCGCGCCAAGAUGGAGCGCGCCUUGGCCGAAGCCCGGCGGCAGGCCUCGGAGGACGCCCUGACCGUCGUCAACCAGCAGGAGGACUCCAGCGAGAGCUGCUGGAACUGCGGACGCAAGGCUAGCGAGACGUGCAGCGGCUGCAACGCGGCGCGGUACUGCGGCGCCUUCUGCCAGCACCGGGACUGGGAGAAGCACCACCACGUGUGCGGCCAGAGCCUGCAGGGCCCCGCGGCUGCCGCGGCUGACCCGGGGCCCACGCCGCCCGACGCCACGGCCAGCCUGGGCCCCUGCCUGCCCGCGGGCGCCGCCAGCCCCAGCGAGGCCAGCUCUGCGGGGCCCUCUCGCCCCGGCUCGCCUGGCCCGCCGGGGCCCCUGGACGCCGCGCCCCGCUGA
This is a messenger RNA of Neogale vison (American mink), 3504 nucleotides long. It is a transcript of the gene CBFA2T3, whose product is annotated as CBFA2/RUNX1 partner transcriptional co-repressor 3. Gene Ontology annotation, cellular component: nucleus. Bases 1927 to 3504 code for a protein of 525 amino acids. Gene Ontology annotation, molecular function: transcription corepressor activity. Gene Ontology annotation, biological process: negative regulation of DNA-templated transcription; DNA-templated transcription. The record is from RefSeq and is a predicted model, not a curated record. Lineage: Eukaryota; Metazoa; Chordata; Mammalia; Carnivora; Mustelidae. The transcript is spliced from 10 exons.